This is a messenger RNA of Salmo salar (Atlantic salmon), 4682 nucleotides long. Its product is annotated as trafficking kinesin-binding protein 1. The record is from RefSeq and is a predicted model, not a curated record. NCBI's taxonomy places the organism in Eukaryota, Metazoa, Chordata, Actinopteri, Salmoniformes, Salmonidae. Gene Ontology annotation, cellular component: mitochondrion; cytoplasmic vesicle; dendrite. Gene Ontology annotation, molecular function: myosin binding; signaling receptor binding. Gene Ontology annotation, biological process: vesicle transport along microtubule; anterograde axonal transport of mitochondrion; neurotrophin TRK receptor signaling pathway.
ACAUUGAUGUUUGUAAUACAUACAAUUUCACUAAAUAUUUGUCAUAUUUGCGCAUGAAUGCGAAAUUGUUGUGGUGUUCAUCAUGUCUGUUACUGUUCCUGGGGGCCACUGGUUCAAAGUAUUCUAGCUAAGCAAGGAGGUUGCACGUGAAACUACAUGUGCCAUAAUGCUUCGCUUCCAAGAUGACCAAAUACAGACGGACCUAGCGCUUUGACAGAUCGAAGUCCGGAGGAAAAGUUCCUGUCAAGUUUGCCGACAACGACCUUGAAGAACUUGGGUAAAAGCAAAUUCCCAGGACACCACACUGGAUGAGGGCUAAGGUAGCUGACAGGAGAAGCAGCAGCUGUAGAGGCCAUUGGUUUUGACUCGGGCUCACUCACUCUCAAGGAGAGACUGUCCUAGCAACUGUACCUACGUCCAAUCAAUGCAAGGAUACUCCUAGCAGCACGACCAGCUUUGGUACCAGAUGUGCGAUCAGCCUGCUGUUUCUCCCUGAUCCACCAGGGGGCCUCAGUCCCUCACAGGGACCAGCCCUGAGUCCUCCAUCCUCACCCUGAACACCCCGGCCCCAGUCAAGCUGUCCCACCCUCAUCCCUCUCCCUCUCCUCCUCAUCUCUUCUUCUGGCCCCCACAUUCCCCACUGGACCCCCUGUCGACCCUCUCCCUUUAUGGGGGGCAGGGGGAGGCGUCCGGGGGCCUCGAUGCAGAGACCCUGCCCCUAUAUGAGGGCCUUAAAAUGGAGUGCAACCUCCUGGAAAGAGUCGAUAGGGGAAGCCAUGAUGUGUCCACCCUCACUGAACUUUGUUCAGGUGGCGAUAGUGAGGUGGAGAUAGUGAGCCUGCUGUCUGAGGAACUGCCUAACUACACUCUGCGGGCGGACUGCAUGUUUGGCUACGACCACGACGACUGGCUCCACACCCCUCUGCUGCCCCCGGAGGUCGCCCUGGGUCUCACACACGAUCAGAUAGAAGAGACGCUCAAGUACUUCUUGCUGUGUUCAGAGAGAGUGGGCCAGGUCACUAAGACCUACCAUGACAUUGAGGCUGUCACCCACCUACUGGAAGAGAAAGAGCGGGACCUCGAGUUGGCGGCCCGGAUCGGCCAAUCACUGCUCAAGCAGAAUCGGGAUCUAACGGCACGGAAUGAGUUAAUGGAUGAACAGCUGGAGAUCGCUAAGGAAGAGAUAGCCCAGCUGCGACAUGAGCUCUCCAUGAGAGACGACCUGCUCCACUUGUACGCCAGCACAGAGGAGAUCGAAAACGCCUCCGACUCACACACACUAAUGAAGAGGAACGAGUCAUCUAACUCCCUCAGUAACUUUGUCAAUUAUGACUUCAUACAGCAGAAACUCAAAGGUCUGGAGGAGGAGAACCUCAAACUACGCUGUGAGGCCAAUGAACUGACGUCAGAGACCGCUAACUAUGAGGAACAAGAGCAGGAGCUGAUGAUGGUGUGUGUGGAGGAACUCACCUCUGUGAAUAAGCAGGUGGUGGACCUGUCUGAUGAGUUGGCCCGUAAGGUGGAGGACACUCUCAGGCAGCAAGAGGAGAUCAGCUCCCUGCUCGCACAAAUAGUCGACCUGCAGGCACGCUGCAAAGGGCUCACCACUGACAAUGAAGAGCUGACCCAGCACCUGAGUGCCUCGCGGGAGAGCCAAUCACAGCUCAAAUCAGAGCUAAAGUACCUGCAGGACAAGUACUCGGAGUGUGAGGACAUGCUACGGGAGGCCAGAGAGGACAUUAAGAACCUGCGCAACAAGAGCCUGCCCAACAGCACGGUGCAGCGCUACAGCGCCCUAUCAGCCGUGUUCCCCAUGGACUCCCUGGCAGCAGAGAUUGAGGGCACCUUCCGCAAGGGCCUGGACGUCCCCGCCCCCUCCGAGUACAAGAACCACCCGUGGCGCGUGUUUGAGACUGUGAAGGUGGUGAACCAAGCGUCGAGGCUGCGUUCGCGGUGCCACUCCCCCGGCCAGGUGCCCGGCUCCAGCCCUGUGUCGCUGCGCUCCAGCUGCGCCUCCACCCCUCGUACCAGCUACUACGGCUCAGACAGCGCCAGCCUCACCUUGGAGGACAAGCCCCCUAGUGCCGUAUCAAGGCUGGCAGAGGUGGCACACACUGAGGACAACAGUGUGAGUGGCCCUAAGCGUCUGGGUAUGCCGGGCAUGCCUGGAGGCCAGGACCUUGAGGCCGCGCUACGCUGUUUAUCUGACCGCCAGCAGAGCCAUGCCUCAGAGCGCCCCUUCUUUGAGGUGGAGCGUGAACGCAAACUCCGUGCCCUGGCCGCCGCCUGCCAGGGGUGCAGUGAGGAGGGCGAGGAGGUGGGCGAGCUGGGCUCCAGCGGGUUCCUUACACCCAACGACAGCCUGGUGUCCAGCUCGGUGGCGUCGACAAGCACCAACUACUCCAAUGGCAGCUCGCUGCACUCCUCGGCCGGAUCGGGGGUCUCGCGCUCCUACCUACCCGAUCGCCUGCAGAUUGUCAAGCCCCUGGAAGGCUCAGUGACCCUGCACCACUGGCAGCAGCUGGCCAAGCCCAACCUGGGAGGUAUCCUGCACCCUCGCCCGGGGGUCCUCACCAAAGACUUCCGGGAGCUGGAGAUCGACCUCCAACACGUCUACAGCCUCAAUGACCUUGAGGAGGAUGACCCUGACCUAUCACAGCUCUCCCACAGCCUGGCUGCCGGAGCCCAUGGCACCAUGGUCACUCCUCCAUCCUCCGGCCCCAACCUCCCCCAGACCCCUCCCACCCACACCGUCACCACCUGUCGGCGCCACCACCCCUCCCUCCUGCUCCCCUCCUUCUCCACCAGCAUUUGCUCUCGCAGCCUGUCCGCUUGUGGGAGCUGUGAGCAUCUGAGUACCACAUCGCCCUCCUCCUCCAAUCAGCAGCACCGUGUGCUGACCUUUGACCCUAGCCAUGGCGGCGGCCACCACUCCACCUCCACCACAACACCUCCUCUAUCACUGGGACUCCUGAGGCUGCUGGAGGAGCAGGGCAUCUCCGCCUCCACCCUCCCCUACCCUUACCACCAACUGACCCCACACACUGCCCACACACGCCCCACAACGGUAGAGGAAGAGCGGGGUGGAGGAACAUGCACUAUGGAGGAAGAAGGGAGAAGGAACAUUUUCAGCUUCAACCUGGUAGAGAAGCUGAGGAGUCUGGGACUUCACAAGGUGGCAGACCGAGGCGUGGUGGACUGAAGAGAGAAUGGAGAAGAGAGAGAAGCAAUCAGGCAAUACAGACAUCCACCUAGAGUCUGAGAAAGACUGGGAAAACUCCUUCUCCCUUUCCUCCUUAAUGGUCAUUGACUUCAAUCCAUGUACUGACUAUGCACUGUACCGCCAUUUUGUGUUUUGGGCCCACAGCAAUACAUCGUAAAAUGGAACCUCAGGAGAACCAUAGAGCCAUACGUUGAGUUUCUGUCACAUGUAUAGUCACUCUUCUGUUUGUAAUGGACUCGUGUAUUGUAGAUACUAGGUCUCCACGACAAUGUGUGACAUCAUGAUCAUUCUCAGGAGAGUCACCUGAUCACCGGUCCGGCUGGCUUGAACACGCGCAAGUUUUUAUUUUUAUAAAAUUAAAAGAGGCAGGAACAUCACAAAGAAAAACAUGCGUUUCUUUUUUAUACCUGUGUUUCGUGGGUGUCGGAUGGUUUUACACGGUAUGAAAGAAAGGGAAGGCUUCUCGUGGUGUUUAUUAUUAUAGAUUUUUUUUGGAAAGACCCCCACCGCUAUGCUUUUUUUAUAUAUAUUUUUUACCAUGAAAUACAAUCACAUUACCUUUUCAUUACUUUGGGAAAGAUUCAAGGUAUCAUUAUUUAAGAACCACUAAACUGACCACAGUUUGUCACACUUAAAAAACCCAAGAUGCACUGGAAUUCAGUAUUUUCUUUUGCAUAUUAUCUGCUAUUAGAAAAUGAAGCAUUUGUGGGUAUUAACCACAUUCACUUUACUGUGGUAAAACCACACUUCAAUCACUCCCCAUUACAGAAUGGUAGCGAGAUUGAUACACUGACUGAACUUCCUGAAUGUUUGUGACAUUAAUGACAUUCACUGAGGUAUACUAAUCUGCUCUUUACCCAAAAGUCCUCAUUUAGCACUUGUGGUACUGUGCGUUUGCAUGGCAUCACACAUCACCUGCUGCAAAUCACUGUAAAAUGCUUUACUUCGAAAUGCUGUCAAUUAUGUCAGUCAUUGUAAACUUGUGUAUUUAGUCGUACCUCACCAAAAGCAUUCAUGUAGUCUACCAUGCUGUAUCAAAGACACCUGAAAGUGACUGUAAAAGGUCUCGCCACUAGUCUAUGUGCUGGAUCUGUGUUAACAGACCUUAAACUAAAGUGUUGUUGGUACAAAUGUAAUUCCUGUCAUCAGGAAUAAUGAAAGUGAGCUGUAUGAACAUUUUUUCAUCAAUUGAUCAUGGACUGCAUGCUUUUUUGGAUGCUCCUUCUUGUGUCUGGACAAUCAAUUGUAGAUAAAAGGCAUAGAAUACUGCAGAUCAAAAGGGAAAAUGAUAGCAAUUAUGACCAUUUGAAUUCAGAGGAAAAUGAACCAAACAGCAAUACAUAUAUUUCAGAUGUUGAAAUCGACUACUCUUUGCUGAAUUUUAUGUUAUGAUCACUGAGAUGCAUGUCUGUAUAAAUUGUACCACAUGUACAUUAAAAAGUACAUUGUAUUUCCAUCA